Hyla sarda is the source of this 2825-nucleotide messenger RNA. RefSeq names its product transmembrane serine protease 13 (gene TMPRSS13). Gene Ontology annotation, cellular component: membrane. Lineage: Eukaryota; Metazoa; Chordata; Amphibia; Anura; Hylidae. The transcript has 13 exons. Gene Ontology annotation, molecular function: protein binding; serine-type endopeptidase activity. Gene Ontology annotation, biological process: proteolysis. The record is from RefSeq and is a predicted model, not a curated record. The coding region runs from base 63 to 1529 and encodes 488 amino acids.
CGGACCUCCCAUAGACUUGCAUUGAUUGGGCGUGGCGGGGCGUCACAUGGGGCGGAGUCGUGAUGUCACACUCUUCCGCCAUUGUGGUCGGGAUCCGAAGCCACAAGCAAUGCCGGUGUGAGGUGGAAGCCAUACAGCGUUACAACAAUGGCCCAUAUACAACAUAUCCAGGUGUUCCUCCACCAGGCAGCUAUGGCACCAACUACCAGCCAUAUACCAUUCAACCAGGUCCCCCACCACCUUACUACGUGACUGAAACACCAUCUUCAAACAAGUUGCCAUUUUCCUUCUUUACAAACCGUGGAUCCACCAUCUUUGGCGUUGUGGUGGUGAUCAUCGCUCUCACCGGAAUUGGUCUUAUCACUGCAUAUAAACUUAAUGCAUUUGGGAAUUCUUCUUCUACAUACAGCCAAACUAGAGAGAAGUGUCUUCCCAACAAGACUCUGUGUAAUGGAAUCUCUGAGUGCUCUGAAGGAGGAGACGAGGCUGGAUGCGUGCGCUUCAGGUGGGAUAACUCACUGCUUCAAGUUAUGUCACGAAGGCAGGAGAACCUGUGGUUGCCAGUGUGCUCCCAAGGAGUCAAUGUUAAUAACUUUGCUUCAUAUGUGUGCCGACGUUUUGGAUUUCAAGAAACCCCAUACACAACUCUUGUGACCAUGAAUGACAAUCCUUCCAAUAUAGGGCUUUUUGCCUCUGGAGGAUCAUCUGACUCCAUACAAGGAAGUCUGGACAGUGGAACUUGUACAAGCCAACAGUACCUGGCUGUGAAUUGCUCAGAUUGUGGGACGCGGAAGGAGAGCAGGAUUAUCGGUGGUACAGAGGCCAACUCUGGUGACUGGCCUUGGCAAGCCAGUCUGCAAGUUCGCAUAGAAACCCAUUAUGAGCACAUAUGUGGAGGCACAAUUAUCAACAACGUAUGGGUGGUGAGCGCGUCUCAUUGUUUCACCAGCCCAGUACCCAUUAACUACUGGAGGAUAGUGGCCGGCACAGUCAAUCUGAAUCAGCCCCAAAGCAUGUCAGGUGUUGCGGCUAUUAUUAGACAUGAGAAUUAUAAUGAAGAUACAGAUGACUUUGACGUGGCGUUGAUGAAACUAAGUAACCCGUUUACUUUCUCAAAUUCUAUUGGGCCUGCCUGUCUUCCAAUGACCCAGCAGAACUUUAACCCUGGCACCAGUUGCUUUAUCAGCGGCUUUGGUAAAACUGUAGCUUCUUCAAAGGAAACAUCCAACGUGCUGAUGAAGACAGAAAUUACCAUUAUCAGCACUUCAGUCUGUAACAGUUUUAAUGUUUACAAUGGUGCCAUAAGUGCCAGAAUGAUGUGUGCUGGGGACCUCAAUGGAGGAAAAGAUUCUUGUCAGGGGGACAGUGGAGGGCCACUGGUUUGUGCACAGAAUGGUCGAUGGUACUUGGCUGGAGUGACAAGCUGGGGCACAGGCUGUGGACAACCAAAUAAACCUGGAGUGUAUACUCGUGUUACAGAAGUCCUGCCAUGGAUAUAUACCAAAAUGGAGAUGGAGACAAAACAAUGACCUCAUAUGUACAGAGGAGGAAGAGGAUAAACUUGCACUGUGACACAAUAGAAGAAUAAAUUUCAAUAAUGGGUUAUGUAGUGUGGGAAGGGGUAUUUAUAAAACAUGGACGCACAAACAGCAUCUAACAUACUGUACCAUGAAUCAUCGUACAGCACUUUGUUACUCAAAAUGUCACAAUAGGAGAAGAAGAAGAAAUAACCAGGAGCUGACACAUCUCUACGUAAAGUGGCCUUCACGCCUUGAAGUGUGCUUGGUUAUAUAAAAGACUCCCAUGGUGGGCAUAAUGGAGAUGGUAUAAGAGCUGUAGUUGGUUAUAUUGUGUAAUUGUGGAUUGAAAGUUGCAUUAAGAAUUUGUUUAAGCUUACCCCAGUUAUAUAUUAUAAAUUACUUUAUGCUGUGUACUAAAGUGCUUUAAAUGGAAUACCUAUCUUUUUCUAGAUACGUAUGGCCAGAUAGUAUAAUAAAUCUAUUAUUUGUUUUACUUCGAUUCAUUUGAAAAACACAGAUUUUAAAUAAGUCUGGUUUAGGACUUUUUUAAAUACCCCCAUUAGGAAAAUUCUAGAGAAUUCUAAGAAUGAAGAGAGGAUACAAAGAACAUCUUUGCCCUGGAGGAAUCAAUAUGGCUGCAUGUCACGUGGACAUGUGGUGGGUGGUUUAAAAGGGACUGUGUUAUACUUUAUUUCCCCCAUGGUGGUGCGGCACAGGAUUUUAACACUUGCUGCUGAGUUCUCACAGGUUAUAGCUGUCCACGGGAGUUCCUAGAAACAGGAAAAACAUCACAUCAUUGUAUAGCAAAUUUUGGGAAGGAGUUAGGAGAGCAGUGGAUAGUAGACAGUUGUGGAUAAUGUGUCCUUGAGGACACCACCAAGCUGGAGUCUUAUGGCCAUGCAAUGCUCCCCAGAAAUAAAGGGAAGUAGUUCUCCUCCAAUAAAAGUAGAGCUUGUUUACGUGCCAUCUAUUGGAGGUAGCCUCCCUGUAUGUCAAUACUUGAACCCUUAACGAAGUGUGGUAUGCAGUUGAGCCUUACACGAAAGACCGCUCUGUUCUAGCACAGAUCUAAAAAAAGGUGUGGUCUGGAACAUGGCAAAUCUUGACUAGGGAGCCGGGCACAUAGAGUAAAUAAAACACAAGAAGGUGCUCCAUAGUGAAAAACCACCAGUGGAUGGCCCCGGUAAGAGAAGAUUGUGCUUACCGCAGAUUGUUGUGCAAACUCACACACCACAAUGGUUUAGGUGAGUGAGGAUAAAGGUUCUGUCCGCAGGCCUCCUGCUAAUAGGUAACAGACAAUGACGA